AUGGAUCAGCGAGCACUGAAAAGCCUAAAAGCAAACAAGGACAUAAUUAUUCUGCCAGCUGACAAAGGACGUUCGACAGUUGUGCUGGACAAAUCGGAUUACCAGAACAGGGUAGAGGACUUACUGGAAGACCAGCAUUCACACAAACAAUGCCGUGCCAUUGAAAUGAAUAAUCUAAUCACUCGGAUAAACAAAAGCCUAAGAAAUCUCAGGGCCAAGGAGGCGAUUACACCCAACGAAUGGUUCUCCAUGAAAUCCACUGACACCGCCACGGCUCGUUUCUACGGUCUACCGAAGGUACACAAGGCAAAUGUCCUACUCAGGUCAAUCGUAUCCCCUCUUGGCACUGCGACGUACAGUUUAACAAAAUGGAUGUUCGGUCGUCUUAAGUUUUUGGCCGAAGGCUCACCAACAAGAGUAGCAUCUGCGCAUCAAGUCCUCGAACGCAUAAAACAUCUGGAGUUAGAGCCAGACGAGUCCAUGGUAUCCUUUGAUGUCGUUUCGCUCUUCACUUCCAUUCCACAGCAACUAGCGAUGGACGUCGUGGACCAACUACUGGCAGAGCGUUAUGAGGAGAGAGACAAACCCCUGAAGUCUGAGCAUCUGCUCGAGCUUCUGAGAUAA
Molecule: messenger RNA, 624 nt
Organism: Spirometra erinaceieuropaei
Lineage: Eukaryota; Metazoa; Platyhelminthes; Cestoda; Diphyllobothriidea; Diphyllobothriidae
Source: the annotation of a GenBank genome assembly